This is a messenger RNA of Miscanthus lutarioriparius, 222 nucleotides long. The record is from the annotation of a GenBank genome assembly. NCBI's taxonomy places the organism in Eukaryota, Viridiplantae, Streptophyta, Magnoliopsida, Poales, Poaceae.
AUGGACGCCGUCGACGAACGCCUUUCUGCGGACCUUGAAAAUGAGCUCCACGACAUGCGUGAUGAUUGUUCAUACAAGAGGAAGAUGGAUUAUGCUGCUGCACUUCUGAGUCUUGGAGUGUCCUGCACUUUGGAACUGCCAUCAAGCAGAAUGCCGGCGGAAAGUGUCUUCAAAGAGCUACUUGCAAUCAAAGAUUCGCUCCUGAAAGAACACCGAACAUGA